ACGUAUAAAUUCAGAAUCCUAACUCAGUUCCUCAAACCGGUUCACUUCAUGUCAGCCGAGGAUGUCUCAGUUUCGGCGAGUUCUCUCACUUCUUGCUCGUAAUCAGCCUCAAACCUCUCUUUUCAAAGAACCCCCUUCACAAGUCCUACCUUCUGCAAGUGCAUUCUUCAGCAGUAGACAUAACUUUUAUAGAAGAUGGCUCCAGAUUCAAGCAAAUCCAGAUGGCCAGUCUAAUGAGGAUACAGAAAACCAUGAAGCUGACCAUUUAAAGUCUGCUUCUGACUUGGCUAAUGUUCCUUCCGAGGCAAACCAUUCCGCUGUGAAGCAUACUGCUGUUUCCAACUUGAAAACAUCCUCAAGGCAUGAUCUUGCCAUGAUAUUUACAUGCAGGGUCUGUGAAACAAGAUCAGUUAAGACAGUUUGCCGCGAAUCAUAUGAGAAAGGUGUGGUGGUGGCAAGAUGUAGCGGGUGUAAUAAUUUACAUCUGAUUGCAGAUCGUCUUGGGUGGUUUGGUGAACCAGGAAGCAUCGAGGAUUUCCUAGCUGCUCGUGGCGAGGAAGUAAAAAAAGGCUCAGUUGACACCCUGAAUCUAACUCUUGAAGAUUUAGCUGGAAAGGGAGCCCUGAAAGGGUAAACAUGAUAUGUAUUUGUGAUGAGAUUUCUUGAUGUGAACGUUUUGAAGCAUUUCUUAAUGUUAACCUCCUCCCAAAUACCAUGUUUUAGAUAAAACUAAAAAUUUAUAGUCAAAACCUAUGUGUUCUUCCCCA
Molecule: messenger RNA, 767 nt
Organism: Theobroma cacao (cacao)
Lineage: Eukaryota; Viridiplantae; Streptophyta; Magnoliopsida; Malvales; Malvaceae
Gene: ZR3
Product: Zim17-type zinc finger protein
Biological process (GO): protein folding; protein import into mitochondrial matrix; protein stabilization
Cellular component (GO): mitochondrion
Molecular function (GO): protein-folding chaperone binding; zinc ion binding
Source: RefSeq, a predicted model, not a curated record